CUAUAAUUGAAAUGGCGCAUUUGGCUGCAGGCAGGUUGUGAGGGCGCUUUCUGCAGCAGCAUGCAUGCAUGUCCAUAGACGUCAUUUGAUUUUAAUGGCCUGCAGGAAAUUUGGCGUUACAACUCCAGACAUUAAGGCAAGAGAGGCAGAGAGGGAGAGAAGGGAGAGAAAGAGGGAGCGGGGACGAAGAGGGGGGAAAAUCGCCGCAUGAAAGAUAUUGGUUCAAGGAUAUCUCUUCAUUUUCAACAUAUUUUUCUGCUGAGACUUCAUCAACAAGUUAUUGCGCCUUUAUUCUGUGUUGCCUGAGUGGAGGACUAUGGCAGCCCGCCUGGCUUUAAACUUUAAAUUCAGGCUGGAGAUGGAGAUGGAAAUGUAUUCCUACUAGCUGGACUGCCUGGGGAACUAUUACAUCAGACGAAAUGACAAUGAUUAAAAUCUGCUUUUUGCUGCUCUAAAUCUAUUGAGCGACUGACAGUUGCCUGUUAGGUUUUCCUGCCCCCACUAAAUCACAACUUCACACCGUUAAGGGGAACGGUCUACUUUAGCCGGAAAAUAUAAGAUAAGUUAUUAUAUCUGUGUAGUCAUAAUUUCGGGAAUAGAGGGGGGGGGGUAUCACGUUUUCUUCCUUGAGAAAAUUGCCUGGGCGAGAGAGUGGAGUUGAGCUAAUUGUAGCCUAAUCCCUGGCCCAGAGGCGCUUGGGCAGCCCGGAGCAAGAAUUUUCUUUUUUAGCUCCGCUCUGUUAUUUAGAGAAGGAUUAUUGGCUUUCUUCUUCUCAUAACAAACCACAGGGGCAGUUUCAUUUAGGCAAAAAGGCAGACAAGAAGCCGAAAUACGAAGCAAGAUUCCAACAAGAGCGCACAUUUUUACGCGUAUCCAAAUAAGAGCAGAGAAGGGGAAGGAGAUCAUCUCAUCUAUGUUCAAGGAGGGAAGAAGCAUGUCACGGCUGUCUCUGACCCGGUCCCCGGUCUCUCCCCUGGCCGCUCAGGGGAUCCCUCUGCCGGCUCAGCUGACCAAGGCGAACGCCCCCGUGCACAUCGAUGUCGGGGGACACAUGUACACCAGCAGCCUGGCGACCCUCACCAAGUACCCAGACUCAAGAAUCAGUCGUCUGUUCAAUGGCACCGAGCCCAUCGUGCUGGACAGCUUGAAGCAGCACUACUUCAUAGAUCGAGACGGCGAGAUAUUCCGCUACAUUCUCAGUUUCCUCAGGACCAGCAAAUUGCUCCUUCCAGAUGACUUCAAGGACUUCCACCUGCUCUACGAGGAGGCGCGCUAUUACCAGCUGACGCCCAUGAUAAAGGAGCUGGAGCGCUGGAAGCAGGAGCGCGAGCAGCGGCGGAUGGCACAGCCCUGCGACUGUCUGGUGGUGCGAGUCACGCCCGACCUGGGCGAGAGGAUCGCCCUGAGCGGGGAGAAGGUCCUCAUAGAGGAGAUCUUCCCCGAGACCGGAGACGUUAUGUGCAACUCAGUCAACGCUGGCUGGAACCAGGACCCGACGCACGUCAUCCGCUUCCCUCUCAAUGGCUACUGCAGGCUCAACUCAGUCCAGGUUCUGGAGCGUCUCUUCCAGAAAGGCUUCAGCGUGGCGGCGUCAUGCGGCGGCGGUGUGGACUCAUCCCAGUUCAGCGAGUAUGUCUUGUGUCGCGAGGACCGGCGAAGUCUCUCCAUCAACACGCCCAUCAGGAUAAAACAGGAACCCCUGGACUAGAGCUGAGGGACUGUCGAGACCCUCCACUCCUUUAUACUCCCUCUGUCCUCUCACUCCACCCCCCCACCCCGUCCCGUCCCACCCCCACCCCCCUCCCCCUCCUUCCCGCCCAAACAGGACCACAACCACCAUCGACAUACCGAAGUAUUAGCGGAGGCUUCUUAUCCUCGCCGGCUCUGCAGAACUCGAAGGGGAAUGUAGUACCAAACAAAGGAGGAAAAAAAAAACACAUCAGCAGCAAAAGUUUUUGAUUAUGUUUAAUUAACCCCAAAGAAUCUGGGACUGUGAUGGAAGCAACAAUGACAAACGGACGCAGCAGCAGCAGCUCACAGUUUUACCAUACUGACUGAUUGACCUUUCCCCCUUUACCUCCGUAUGAAGAGGUUUCCCAAACCUUUCGGAGGGAGACAACUGCCCCCUUCUUGAACUGUGAUCCACUCCCCUCUGCCCCUCUUAGAGGCGGGGGUAACGUCCAAACCGUCGUGUGCGUGAGGCCAACAGCUACUCUGACUUGGUGACGAGCGUGGCCUGCUGUAGGACAAGGAAGCGUCGGCAGACAGGAUGUUUUUAAGGAUGACAGGAGGGGGACAUAAUCUAAUCCUGCGAGUCCCCGAAAAAGGCCCCAAACCAAACCCCACUGCCUCCCCGUGACCCUGCGACCCCUCACCCCACAGGCCUGGCUACAGAUGUCGGACGCAGCAUCGUUUGCCAAACUGAUUGUUUAUUACAGUUUUUCAUUGUUGUUUCGAAAGUAUGUUCUUCUUGCUCCUUUUGCUGUUCUUAUCAUGACAUGGUGUAAACAAUUAUUAUUAAUAGGAUUAUUUUUAAUGUCUCUUUUUUUUUUCUUUGCUCCAAUAUGAAGGAUGUAUGAACAUUGUAUUCAUUAGGCUUUGAGAGCUUGUGAGGGAGCGUUUCUUGGCAGUAGCUGCAGAAACUCAGAUGUCUGCAGGCUAUGUGGCUAAAGCGAUCUGACUGGCAAUGCAUUCAGAGCCUGAAAAAAAAAAAAAGAAAACCUCCAUUGUUCCAACGCGAAUGGAAGAAAACCUGGAUGUUUCAACAUUGUUUAUAGUCAAAUGUGUAGCACACAUGAAAAAAAAAAAAGUGCUCCAGAAUUACCGCUUAUCAAAAACAUAUCUAUGAUCGGAUUCUGUCACGCGAGCACAAAACCAUUAUUUUA
Molecule: messenger RNA, 2885 nt
Organism: Salarias fasciatus (jewelled blenny)
Lineage: Eukaryota; Metazoa; Chordata; Actinopteri; Blenniiformes; Blenniidae
Gene: kctd15b
Product: potassium channel tetramerization domain containing 15b
Exons: 5
Coding region: 914-1708 (264 amino acids)
Biological process (GO): protein homooligomerization
Molecular function (GO): protein binding
Source: RefSeq, a predicted model, not a curated record